CACACUCCCGGUAUUGUUGCAGAUUGGUCUGUUAAUAGAAGCUGUAUCGAAAAUAUGUGAAAACAAAAGUUAGAAUCAGGUGAGUGUUUCCUGUCUCUUUCCUCUUUACCAAUCAUAUUGACAGAAAAGCACACACUCUGGCAGAAGGUCAUGCACAUGCUGUAAACAAAGCUUCAAUAACUCUGUUUUACUCUGCCCUCAACCACGUACCGCCACAUACCCGCUUAUGUCUGAUUUCCUUCUUUUAGCAGCACAUCAAUCUCUCGGUGCUAUACACUACCGCUGGGGCUCGCUCUCUCGCUAAGCGACUAAUGUUUUACGUCCGUCGAGAGUCGUCAUUACGGUGGAACACCUUGUUUUGACAGCUCUUUGGCAGGCCGUUUCUGCUUCAAUCUUCGGUCUCCCGAAACAGACGGGCCACUGCGGCUUGGAGCGCAUUCCAGCGGGGAGCUGGGGGUGAGUGAGGUGCUGUCCCACCAGGAAUAUGAUGCGUUUUUCUUCUCGCCAUUUCCCCCCCCCUUCUACAGAUCGCACCUGUGUUUGUGCUCAUGGCGUGCACGCAUUUAAGUACCCCGAUGACAACACAGUGUAAACGGAAAACAAGAAGCCAUUCCACCAAGCAACCUUACUGGACCUUAUACAUUGAAAGUCGAUUAGAAUGCAAUUUUUUAUAAAUUAUAAUAACGCAUCACCAUUUGCUUACAUCACAGCUAAUUCUUCUACAUGCUACGCUCCACCUAGGUGACUUUUACUGGGCUCCUGAGGUGGUGAUGUUGGAAACCAGUUUGUUAUAACGUUUGCAGAAAAUGACAGAUGACCUGCUGGUGCUCCAUGUAGGAGAUGUCCCUGAGUGUGUGUGGUGACGGUUGGUUUAACCUGUGCAAAUUGAUUACUCAAUGUGCAACAGGUGUGCAGCCUCACCCAGCCCCAGAGUCCAAUCAGACUCGGCCAGGUGAGGCUGCUUCAACCAGCCACCAUCCACACACACGCUCAACAUAUGACAUCACUCUUGCUCCUAAACACUUAUUCAAAGUGAAGGUCCCAAAAGGUAAAGAUCAACAUUCAACCUCAAGAUUGAAGAAGUUACUCGAGAACGAGAAAGCUUACCAGGCCAAGAAGGAGAGGGAGCACUCCAAGCGACUGGCCAAGGUGCGCGAGGAGCUGGUGAAGCUAAAGUCCUUUGCCCUGAUGCUGGUGGAUGAGCGGCAACUUCACCUGGAGCAGAUGGACAAACACGGGCAGCACGUCCAGGAGCUAGGCCUGCAGCUGCAGCAGCGGGAACAGGCCCUCGGUGAAGCCGGCACCCGUGCCCAGGAGGACAGCCAAAGGGCGGUGGGUCUGGAGACCGAGCUCCGGGAGAAAUCAUCCACGUUCACCCAGCAGCAUGAGGAGAUGAGCGCCAAGCUGGCCGACCAGGAGGCCCAGAACCGCCAGCUCGACGCCAAACUUUCAGGUCUUGUGCACCAGGUGGCGGAGCUUGAGGAGAGCAACAAGACGCUGAAGAAAUCGGAGGAUGAGCUGCAGGAGCUGAGAGAGAAGAUCAGCAAAGGCGAGUGUGGAAACUCCACGCUGAUCACUGAGCUGGAGAACCUGCGGAAGCGGGUGCUGGAGAUGGAGGGUAAGGAUGAGGAGAUCACCAAGACUGAGAGGCAGUGCAAAGAGCUGAGGAAGAGGUUCCAGGACGAGGACAGCAAGAGCAAAGUCCUCCGGCUGGAGGUGGAGAAGCUCCAGAAGAGAAUGGUGGAACUAGAGAGGCUGGAGGGUGCGUUCAGCAUCAGCAAGACUGAAUGUACCCAGUUGAACACUGCACUGGAAAGGGAGAAGGGGCUGACGAAGGAGCUGUCGGAUGAGCUGGUAGCUCUGCGGAUUCGAAUGAAAGAGGUUGAGUCUUCCGAGUUGCGGCUAGAAAAGUCUGAACUGAGCCUCAAAGAUGACCUGAGUAAACUGAAGUCGUUGACAGUUGCUUUGAUGGAUGAAAGAAAGAAUCUAAUGGAUAGGAUGAAGUCCGAGGAGAAGAAAAAGGAGGAUUUAGGCAAUAUGUUCAAAAUUGAACAGAGAAAGGUUACGGAGGUCACUGAAAGACUAAUAGAUGAGAGCAAAAAGUUCCUGAAGUUAAAAUCUGAAAUGGGGAACAAAGUAGAAACUCUAACCAGUGAGAAUAGAGAGUUGAGCACCAAAAUAUUGAAUGAAUUGGAUACAAAUAAAGACCUAAACUGCAAGAUCAACCAACUGAAAAAGAGGUUAGAUGGGUUGGACCCAGCAGAAAAGUCACCGCUUAAAAACAUAGGAAGAUGUGAACUGGGUAGAGGAUCUGGCUCUGCCAUAGCAGAUGACAACAAAUUAGUGGAACUGACCUUUGAAAUUGAACAGCUGAAGAAACGCCUCAAACAACUCGAGGUGGUAGAGGGCGACUUGAUCAAGACGGAGGAUCAGUGCGACCUCUUAGAGAAAAAGUUCCUCACCGAACAAGACAAGGCUAACAUCCUCUCCCGGCAGAUUGAAGAAAUGAGGAGUCAGAUCGCACGGAACAAAGCUAUAGAGAAAGGAGAGGAGGAUUGUCCCAGAGAAGAUCUCCAACAAUGCUGUAAGCGAGAGGAGGCCAUGACCAAAGACCUCCAAGCUGACGUUGUGGCUCUCAAGGAGAAGAUCCAUGAGCUCAUGAACAAAGAAGACCAGCUGUCUCAGCUCCAGCUAGAUUACUCAGUGCUGCAGCAAAGGUUCUUGGAAGAAGAGGAGAAAGCCAAGAACAUGAGCAUCGAGGUCAUUCACCUGACCAAAGAGCUGGACGUGACUAAACGACAAAGCCGAGCCUUAAGGCCCAGCAUGAAUGGGAGGAGGAUGAUGGACAUCGCUAUGACUUCGACGGCAGUGCAGACGGACGUGUUGCCCAUGGAUACGGCAGAGGAGGAUUGCCCAGCUGUUUUCAUCAGGAAGUCGGUCCAAGAAGAGAAUCAUAUCAUGAACAACUUCAGACAGAAGUGUCUCAAGAAGUCAUCUGAAAAGCUCAGUGCCCUUGAACGCAGCCCUUCAUCCACCAGUGACAUGGGUGUAAAGAAGUCUUGGAUCCCAUGGAUGAGGAAAAAGGAGACGGCCCCGUCAGGGAACAGCCUAGAAAAGCCAUUGCACGUCAAUGGAGACGCUUUGCCCACUGAACUGACAAUGAUCCAGAAACAAGGACAGCCAGUGCACAUCCGGGUGACGCCCGAUCACCAGAACAGCACCGCGACCUUGGAGAUCAGCAGCCCCACGGGUGACAGCUUCUUCUCCAGCUCUGUCCCACUCAGCCCCAACUCGUCUCACCCCAAGUCUAAAAUCACAAUCAUUCCCACCCACUCUGCAUCCAACCAGAGGGUGAAGUCUUUCACUGGGAUCCGAGGCCCAGAGAGAGCAAAGUCCCCGGUCACAAUCACGACAAUAUCCAGGGCCAAGUCCCCCGAUGGCGGCAGGGUCUGCUCCGCCGCAUCGGGGAGGCCCUUGUCACCGAUCUCCAUCACGACGGUGAGCACGGCUGUCGUACCCGACCACUCGGCCUCUCCGGAACCCCAGGAGAUGACCAUGGGCCGUGCCGUGUUCAAGGUCACGCCAGAAAAGCAGAUGGUCCCGGUGGCCAUCAGGAAGUGCCACACUAACCUCAUCACCACCAGUGAAGACAGCAAGAUACACAUCCACCUAGGUAACAGCGCCGGCCCCAAAAUGGUCGUCAGACCCGUGGCGGAGGGCAAAGAGAUGACCUUGUCCACCGGGACAGUUUUGCGUUCGCCGCGUCAAAUCACCACCACCAGCACCACCACGGCCAGGGCCACCGCCAUCAAGGCCAGCAAUAGUAUAACCAUCACUCCCGUGUCAUCAAGCAGUCGGCCUUCACAAAGCAUGACCGGGCAUGAAGCCCAAACCACUCGUACCGGGUUGACCCGGAUCCCCAUGUCCAAGAACCUGAAGACGGGGAAGACGGUGCUGGGCAUGUCCGGUGGAGUGAGGCUAGAGAGUCAGUCCAUGAGGAUAGAGGUGAAGAAGUCCACGGUGAACAGCGGUGCCCUUCAAAAUGGAGGAAAGGCCUAAGUAGAAGAGAUCGAUGGUGAUGGGUCUGUAAUGUAAAGUGCUGAGUCAGUGUGAGCUACUAAACCAUAGCUUUUGAGUGGACCCUGUGAUGUACAUGCAAAACAUGGUUCUGCAUAGAGUUACAGGCAAUUUGUAGCACAAGAAACACUCAGCUGUUUCCUCAAUCAACUUAAGGACUCGCGGAACCGUUGUACUUCAAAUAAUGACACAUUUUUAACUAGGUGCCAAUGUAUUUGUGUUUGUGUUCAUAUUUAUUUCUGAAAUGUAGAUGGAAAAACAAUGUCUGAUAUCCACAGUGUGAUUGUAGUUCGAGUGAAAUGUCAGGGUUUUCUAUUGCAACAUAUGCAUCAGUUGACUCACAAGUGUUUAUACAUUCUAAAUAUAUUUUGUAAAUGUUUUACUAGAAUAUUGUAUUGUACAUGUAAGUAACGCUUUCUUUAUAUCUAAAGGAUUUUGUAAUAAAAGGUAAUUUAAAUAAAAUACUUUAUAUGGAUAAUCAGAUGCGUCCAAUUUAUGUUGUAUGUAUUUGUAUUUGUGUAUUUUUGUUUCCUCCUGAAAAUUAAAUAUUGAGAAAUGUUAA
Molecule: messenger RNA, 4639 nt
Organism: Gadus macrocephalus (Pacific cod)
Lineage: Eukaryota; Metazoa; Chordata; Actinopteri; Gadiformes; Gadidae
Product: filamin-A-interacting protein 1-like
Exons: 3
Coding region: 841-4059 (1072 amino acids)
Source: RefSeq, a predicted model, not a curated record